This is a messenger RNA of Vanessa tameamea, 2975 nucleotides long. RefSeq names its product Argonaute 3 (gene Ago3). Gene Ontology annotation, molecular function: piRNA binding; protein binding; RNA endonuclease activity. The coding region runs from base 107 to 2872 and encodes 921 amino acids. Gene Ontology annotation, cellular component: P granule. NCBI's taxonomy places the organism in Eukaryota, Metazoa, Arthropoda, Insecta, Lepidoptera, Nymphalidae. The transcript is spliced from 17 exons. Gene Ontology annotation, biological process: regulatory ncRNA-mediated gene silencing. The record is from RefSeq and is a predicted model, not a curated record.
UGUAUUUUAUCUGUGAGAGUUGUGUGGUUCUCUAAUUUUAUUUAUCGCGGGCAGAAAUACUUAACUUUUGUUUUUUGGAAAAGCUAAAUAAGUUUGUACGAUAAUAAUGGCAGACCCAGGAAAGGGUCGAGGUCGAGGCUUGGCCUUGCUCCAGGCCCUUAAGUCACAAAUGAUGGAAUCGCCACCAGCAUCUGAAGUGCCAAUUCCUGAACCCACACCAGCACCAAGUGUUGCUCCUAGUGUGGUUGGUUCAACUAGUACCAGUUUAGGUGGGAGGGGUAAAUUGGCAGCUAUGUUACUUUCUAAAAUGCAGCAGAAACCAGGAGAUGCAACAUUCAGCCCAGCAUCAGAUGUAAAACCCCCCCUAACCCCCGUUACAGUUGGUAGGGGUGUUGGACGUGGAUUAAGUCUUCUAAAAAGUUUAAAAGCCUCACAAGCUGCGCAAUCACCUCCAAGCCUUGUUGAUAGUGAUGUUGAUAGUUUGACAAAGAAAAUGGCUUCUAGUACAGUAUCAACUGCAGUAACUUCCUCACAAGCUUUAGUGGGGAAAAAUAAGUACUUUAAAGAAGUCAAAGAUACUCCACCAGUAGUUAAGAAAGGUGAAACAGGAACCCCUUGUGAAGUAACAGCUAAUUUCAUCUAUUUGAACUUUGAAGAGAACAAUGUUUUUGAAUAUGAAGUCAGAUAUGAUCCAGAUCAAGAUUAUAAGCACCUGCGCUUUAAGCUAUUAAAUGAGCAUAAUCACUUUUUUAAGGAAAAGACGUUUGAUGGCAUAACAUUAUAUGUGCCGCACAUGCUACCAGAUGAAGCACUUAACCUCGUUUCAACUAACCCUUUUGAUGAAAGUAAAGUGAAUAUAAAUAUAAUAUUCCGCCGUACACGUCGUCUGAGUGAGAUGAUACAAAUAUACAACGUGCUAUUCAAGCAUAUAAUGAAGGAUUUACAACUGGUUCGCUUCGGACGGCAGCAUUUUAACGAGCAUGCUGCGAUACAGAUACCGCAAUACAAGCUAGAAGUAUGGCCUGGCUAUGUGACAGCGGUAGACGAAUACGAAGGUGGUCUGAUGCUGACGCUGGACUCCACCCACCGCGUGCUCCGGACGCAGUCGGUGCUCUCGCUGAUCAAGGAGACCGUCCAAGCUGAAGGCGCUAACUGGAAGAGGGCAAUGUCAGACAAGUUGAUAGGCUGUUCAGUAAUGACUACUUAUAAUAAAAAACUCUUUAGAGUAGAUAGUAUAGAUGACUCCAUGAAUCCAAGAUCGACAUUCGAAAAGAAUGAGAAAGGUGAAAUGGUGAAAAUUAGUUACAUAGAGUAUUAUAAGAAGAAUUAUGGAAUUGAUAUUAUGGAUGUUGAUCAACCAAUGCUUAUUUCAAGAGAUUCUAAACGAAUGCCAGGAUCAGAAAAACCAACGGACUUCAUGAUAUGUCUUGUGCCAGAACUUUGCCAGCUGACAGGACUCACUGAUGAUCAGAGAAGUAACUUCAGACUUAUGAAAGAUGUUGCUACAUAUACGCGUAUAACACCCAACCAACGGCACGCAGCGUUUAAAAAGUACAUCCAAAACGUUCUUAAUAACGAGACGGCGAAAAAUCGUCUAAAAGGAUGGGGUCUCACCAUAGCUCAAGAGACGAUCAAUUUAACAGCCAGAACUCUACCACCAGAGACAUUAUACUUUGGCAAUGACGUUAAAGUGCCGGGUAAGCCUAAUGCUGAUUGGAAUGGAGAUGUCUCGAGGAAUGCUGUGAUGCAAGCCGUUGAUAUAAUGAGAUGGGUGGUCUUGUAUACCGACAGGGAUAAACAAGUUGCAACGGAUUUCGUUGAAACAUUAAAACGGUGUAGUCGUCCAAUGGGUAUAAAUGUAUCCAACCCGGACUUACUCCGCCUGCCCAAUGACCGAACAGACACCUAUGUCAUGGCUCUCAAGAAAUGCAUCACAUCUCAUUUACAAUUAGUCGUCGCCAUAUCGCCGACUAUGAGAGACGAUCGUUAUGCUGCCAUUAAGAAGAUUUGCUGUGCAGAUAACCCAGUCCCCUCACAGGUGAUCAACGCCCGGACGCUCAUGAACAGCCAGAAAAUUCGCUCCAUAACCCAGAAGAUCUUGCUGCAAAUGAACUGCAAGCUGGGCGGCACGCUGUGGACCAUCAGCAUCCCGUUCAAGACGGCCAUGGUGAUCGGCGUCGACUCCUACCACGACGCCGCCCGCAAGCGCCGCAGCGUGUGUUCCUUCAUAGCGUCGUACAAUCAGACCAUGACCCACUGGUACUCGAAGGCUGUGUUCCAAGAGCGCGGUCAGGAAAUCGUCGACAGUCUCAAGUCCUGCCUCGUCGACUCGCUGAAGCACUAUCUCCGAGUCAACGGAAGAUUACCCGACCGGAUCAUUAUAUACAGAGACGGAGUCGGAGAUAGCCAAUUGAAGCUCGUCCAGCAAUAUGAGAUUCCUCAAAUGCAGAUCAGCUUCUCCCUCGUCGGCGAGACAUAUAAACCUAGUCUUACAUACGUCGUUGUACAGAAAAGGAUCAACACGCGUAUAUUCAUGAAGACUGGAAAAGAAUUUGCUAAUCCCCACCCGGGAACUGUCGUUGAUCACGAUAUUACUAGAAGAGAUUGGUAUGACUUCCUAAUAGUAUCACAAAAGGUUAACCAAGGGACGGUCACACCGACCCACUACGUUGUAGUCCACGAUGACAGUGGAAUGACUCCAGAUCAGUGCCAACGACUGACAUAUAAAAUGUGCCAUUUGUAUUACAACUGGCCUGGCACCGUUCGAGUGCCGGCACCGUGCCAGUACGCACACAAACUUGCAUAUCUCGUGGGUCAGAACGUACACCAGCAGCCGUCUGAAGCACUAGCCGACAAACUAUUCUUCUUGUAGGUUUUACUGACAAUUUUAGUAAGUAAGUUUGGCAUUUAAUUAUAUCGCUGUUAUUGACAUUAAUGAUACAAAUUAUUUGCGCAAAUCGAACGCAUGUGCCAUU